Aphanomyces invadans is the source of this 2156-nucleotide messenger RNA. RefSeq lists its product as hypothetical. The record is from RefSeq and is a predicted model, not a curated record. The transcript is spliced from 11 exons. Gene Ontology annotation, molecular function: protein binding. NCBI's taxonomy places the organism in Eukaryota, Oomycota, Saprolegniomycetes, Saprolegniales, Verrucalvaceae. The coding region runs from base 23 to 2059 and encodes 678 amino acids.
UUCCCAUGCGACCUUUCAACCUAUGUCGAUGGAAGUAGCGCAGCUCCAAGCGACCAAGUCGGAGCUUGAGCGAGCCUUCCUAAAGGAGCGAGAUAGCUCCAAGUGGACAAAAGAGCACUAUGAUGAGCUGUGUGUUGCCUUGGACAAGGCACUGGAAUGUGGCCUCGGUGAGCCUCGCGACAAGCUCGGGAUCGGCGCUGUCACGCUCGUCCAAGAGGUUCUCCAUGCGUGCAACGCGUACGAGAAGGCGCAGAUCAAAAUUCAGUUGAGCAAGUCGAUGGGCCCCGACGACAUUCGCGUGUGCAACGGCAAGACUGUGAUCAUCGAAGAGUGCGCGCGCAUCCUCAGUGGCUUGAACAACUUGAGCCAGCAGAGUUGGAACGACGCGGUUGUGGCCCCGGAGGUCAACGGACCCAUCAUCUUCCAUAACUCUCGAAUCGAAACCAUGUCCAACGACGUGCGCUCCAAUGUCAUCUUGAUCCGAAAAGCGUAUCGCCGCAUGGAUGGCGACAUGUGGCGGGUGGAGGACGGCCUUCGCAUGGUGAGCGAUGCGGUGUCUCAAUACGACCGCCUCGUACAACGUGUGGAGUCAGAAGUCACGUCGCGCGAGCGCUUGGAAGCCGACGCGCGCAUCAACAUGAACAGAACCAAGCUGCAGACGACGGCCGCCAUUGCCCAAGAGAUGUCACAAAUCAGCAGCGGAACCAACGCGACCCCGACGUCACUGAUCCAUGACGACCAGCGCAGGAAUACGCUGAUGCAAUCCGUCGCGGCGCGGGCGACUGCUAUCGAGAUGGUCGAUCUGCAGCACAUUCUUGCCGAGCAAAUGCAGCAAGCAGUCGUGGCCGACGAUGGGCGGCACGAUGAAAAGUACGACAGAUUUGAUGGAAAUGCCACGACAAUGCCGACGGACGGCGAGGGCGAACAGUUUGCACAAUCGCUCUUUGGCAACGUCGACGUCGACACAUCCGACGGGGCGCAGGCAACGCCGACCACGAGCAAAUUGAGAGCCAAGCGAUCCCAGCGACUGCUGGAACAACGCCUGGCAACAGUGAAGCACUUGGAAGGACUGCAAAACCAAGGAAGCGCACCCGUGGACCACGUCGAGCGAAAGGAAGCCCUCCACGGUUCUGGCGGCACGCCAUCCGCUGACCACUCGGGAUCUCGUCGCAACCGAUCGAUCACGUACAAAGCGAAAACGGAAGCGGAACGCGUCCGGCUGGACGACAUGCGAAGGGCUCGGGAGGCUGUGGACGAAGGCGCGGAUGACACCGAGGCAGAAAAGAGCCUGCGAGCCGACGCUCGCAAAUUUCUCAUGAAAUACACCGGCGACAUAUGGCGAGCAACCGCUCAAGGCGAGUUGGACGUAGUUCAAAAGUUCUUUCUCGUCGAGUCGACGGCCAAGCUGCUCAACUUGCACAAUAAGGCGCCAGGACAAGGGCGGCGAACGUUGCUCCAUACAGCAGCAUGGCGUAGUCAAGGAGCUGUGGUCGAGUACUUAUUGAAACUGGGGGCCGAAGUAGACGCCAUUGACACGAUUCACAGCAAGACGACGGCGCUGAUCGAGGCCGCGCGUGCGGGGCAUACCGGGAUUUGCAAAAUGUUGCUGGACCACGGAGCUUGCUUAACCCACCAAGACGUGCACGGAGACACGGCCGUGCACUGGGCAGUGCGACGCCAGUGGCACAGCCUUGCCGUGAUUCUCGUCAAGCAUGCCGAAGUCGUGACGCAGCAUUCGACCGUGCGCGUGUUUGCUCUCGAGAAUUACCAAGGCUUUACCUGCCUCGACAUGUGCACGACGUCGUAUAUGACGGACUUGGUCAAGAGAGAGUUCAACAUCACACCCGUUUCGACUCGUGAUCAGCGCCGCGAAGCCAAGCGUCUGGGCCUCAAGAAGAUGCAGCGCGCGUCGUUGCGGAUGGUCAUGCCCACGGCCGUCUCGAACCAGCACCCCCAAGUCGACGACCUCUUCGACAACCUCGUACAAACCAAGUCCCAAGUGCUCGAGGGUCUCAACUCCCUCGGUCUCGGGCUUGAGACGUAUGCUUACACGCGGUGACCUGCGCGGGGGGGCAUUUCAAUGAUGGCCAUGGCGUGAGUAGGACGCCAUAUCUUACGUUUGAAAGCGGUCAUUGAAAACAGCGGCAGGUCUUGGG